Exophiala dermatitidis NIH/UT8656 is the source of this 1755-nucleotide messenger RNA. RefSeq names its product isocitrate dehydrogenase [NAD] subunit 1, mitochondrial. Gene Ontology annotation, cellular component: mitochondrion. The transcript has 5 exons. Gene Ontology annotation, molecular function: NAD binding; magnesium ion binding; isocitrate dehydrogenase (NAD+) activity. The coding region runs from base 223 to 1392 and encodes 389 amino acids. Gene Ontology annotation, biological process: tricarboxylic acid cycle; isocitrate metabolic process. The record is from RefSeq and is a predicted model, not a curated record. NCBI's taxonomy places the organism in Eukaryota, Fungi, Ascomycota, Eurotiomycetes, Chaetothyriales, Herpotrichiellaceae.
CGACGUCAUUGCACGCUAGACUGCAAGAGGGAUGGCGGGCAUCUGGAUUAUCGCGCAUUGAUUGGCGAUGUCGGCGGAGCUUCUUCACAUUAUUCCAGUUCCAGUUGCACGUUGCAGAACAAAAGCUCCUUUGCAUCUUUUGGUCUCCUUGCUCGGAUCGUGGCUUUCAACUGCAGUUUCACCUGGGAUUCAUCGGCGUAGAAGCUGUUCAAGACUGUCGCGAUGUCUCUGUCACGGACAACCCGCAGCGCUCAGUCGUUGUUUCGUGCUGCCCAGCGAGGAGCGAGCCGACACCCGUCCGCAUCGUCUUCUCUCGCCAGAACCUAUGCCACCACCGUCGAAUCCGAUAUUUUCAAGCCGACAAAAUAUGGAGGAAAAUACACUGUGACGUUGAUCCCAGGUGACGGUAUCGGUGCCGAGGUUGCCGAAGCCGUGAAGACGAUUUUCAAGGCCGACAACGUGCCCAUUGAGUGGGAGCAGGUGGAUGUUUCGGGUGUCGACACCGGCAACAAGCACUCGGAAGAGCUUUUCAAAGAGUCAAUCGCCUCUUUGAGGAGAAACAAGAUCGGCCUCAAGGGUAUCUUGCACACACCCAUCGAACGAUCCGGCCACCAAUCCUUUAACGUCGCUCUGCGACAAGAACUCGACAUCUACGCCUCUGUGGUUUUGAUCAAGAACAUCCCGGGCCUCGUCACCCGUCACAAGAACGUCGACCUCUGCAUUGUGCGUGAGAACACUGAGGGCGAAUACUCUGGUCUCGAACACCAGUCCGUGUCCGGCGUGGUCGAAUCUUUGAAAAUCAUCACCCGGGCCAAAUCGGAACGCAUCGCCAAAUUUGCUUUCAGCUUCGCGCUCGCAAACAACCGCAAGAAGGUUACCUGCAUCCACAAGGCCAACAUCAUGAAGCUCGCCGACGGUCUAUUCAGAAACACGGUUAAGAGAGUCGGAGAGGACUAUCCCACGCUCGAGGUCAACGACAUGAUCGUCGACAAUGCUUCCAUGCAAGCCGUGUCCCGUCCCCAGCAGUUCGAUGUUAUGGUCAUGCCCAACCUUUACGGCGGUAUUCUGACAAACAUCGCCGCUGCUCUGGUUGGAGGCCCCGGUGUCGUCCCUGGCUGCAACAUGGGCCGUGAGGUUGCUGUCUUUGAGCCCGGCUGCCGACACGUCGGCCUCGACAUCAAGGGCAAGGACCAAGCCAACCCUACCGCCCUUCUUCUUUCCGGUACCAUGCUGCUAAGACAUCUUGGUCUUGAUGACCACGCCAACCGCAUCUCCAAGGCGGUGUAUGAUGUGAUCGCUGAUGGAAAGGUUCGCACUCGCGAUAUGGGCGGCAACAACACUACGCAUGAGUACACCCGAACCAUUCUGGAUAAGAUGGAGCAGGGUCUGUAAAUGACGAUAUUCCUCGGCAAUCCAUGCUUGUGGAUAUGGAUGGGAUUGUCCUUGUGGUGAGGAGAGUCGUCCUCGUACUCGAUUUUCUGCAGUUUGAUAGGCCUGCAUUUGCUGUUAGAAAUGAUUAACUGUAUAUACACAUUCCACAUGUACUGUUGCACCAGCGUGUGCCGUAGUUUUCGCCACGACUCGUAUAAUGCGCAGUGAGAUAUGUCGUUUACUGAAGAUCACGGACUGGUUGUAGUAGGCAGUGAUAUCACAUGCAGGACUCGGAGCGGGCGGAAAACUCGCUUGUUUCUGACGAGGCGGGCGGAAGAAACCAUGUGCAGUGGCAGCAGCCUAUAAUAUUCGACUCUAACACAC